CACCAAUCAAAAAUCUUGGACACGUGGAAGCAGGCUCACAAAUAGUAUGAGCUGUUAUCGCAUGAUUGUUUCCCUCGAAACCAAGUUUCACCGUGCCUUGUGAACAGGGAUCUAAUGAGAUGAUACUACCACACUGGAUUUACUUUAUCAUCCUUCAAAAGGGCCAGCUAUCCUAUUGGAGCGCGUCUACACAUCCAUCCCUUUCCGGGCGUAAAACGACGACUGCCACCCCCAGCAGUGUCCUGAUUCAAAUAGCAUUAUAAAAGAUUGCACAGCCAAUACAUAGGUGAUGUGGAGUGAAGCCGAUGUAUCCAUCUUACUGUCAGAUUAUUCCAUGCGAAUCAACUCUGUACGUUCAUGUAGCAGAAGCUUAAAGUCAGCCUAUUUCAGGGCAGCUUGCUUAUUGUAGCGCCUUCGGAUUUUGAAGUCGUAAAACAAACACAUUUUUUUGCGGUUGUCAACAAUAUGAUCGCCAACGCACGAAUCAGCAGCAUACUUCGUCCACGUCGAUCCACCUUGCUAACCCAUCGCAUACGUUUAUUUGCAACCACAGCAGCAAAAGCAGUGAACGAUCGUCCGGUAUGGGUCUUGACCGACGGUGGCAUUCAGUCGACAUUGUCCGGCAUGGCACUCGGUAAACGAUUAGGUCAUGUCGAACUUAAAACUGUAGCUGUCAACAAAGGACUACAGGUUUUCCCACCGAUUGUUCAAAAGUAUUUGGUGGAUUGGUUUUUACAACGAAGACAAGAUAAUCGCAAAGCACCUUGGUAUUUGACUCUGAAGGAAGGAGAAUGGGGAGAUUCAAAGCCGGAUUUCGUCAUUUGCAGUGCACCCGAUGCUGUACCUGCAUGUUUAAGCGUAUCCAAGAACAACCCUACUACGUAUUCAGUGUACGUUGGAUACCCAAACAUACCAUUUCUAUACUUUGACCAGGUUGUUCUUCCAAAAUAUGAAAUGGAUGCAAAGCUCGCCAAACUCGGUCCUUUUUACUCGAAACAAAAGAAUAGCAUAGCCACACAGGUUCCAUUAUUAGAUCUCGAAAACGGCCAUGAGCGCUAUUUACAACCCAUUCUACCUGCAUCAUUUCUUGCUGGUGGUAAUGGUGCUACGACGUCAUCGCACAAUAUGGUAGCCGUGAUCAUCGGUGGCUAUACGCCUCAAUGCCGAUGGUACUCGGAAGAUGCUAGCUCCUUGGCUGAUAACAUGCAGCGUAUGGUCAAAAAACUCCAUGCAAAGAUCGUCGUUGUAUUCACAGAAAAAACGACUGCGGAGGUCAAAACAACAAUAAAGCAAAUGUGCAGUCAUCAGGCAGAUUCUAUUGCCAUUUGGGAUGCCAUGGCUGAUACUGAAACGAGCCUGACAAGAGCGCAAAUAUACCAAAGCAUCAUUGACAAAGCAUCUCGCGUGGUGGUCACAGCCGAUCUCGAUUACGCAGUUGCACACGCAGCAGCCAAACGUAAACCCGUUUACGUCGCUUUCGGUGACCGAUGCCGUCAACACUUGUUGCGAUUUCACCGGUGGGCUCGUGACAACCGCAUCACACGCAAAUUACGGCUUGACCGUGGACGAGGCGCGUCUCGUAAGCAACAACAGCAGCAGCAGCAUCAUCCAUUAUACGAUCCGUACAGUUAUUUGGGUAAUCAUGGACCCUGGGCCAAUGGGCACCAGCUUGUCGAGAAUGAGGCUGCUCUUGAACACGUACAAUAUGAGGUCACCGAAUUACGUCAGGAACGCGUUACCGGAAAACGCCGCAAGGAUUAAUAAAAUCAAUAAUAAUAAUAAUAAUUAUAACAAUGUAAUCACUAUGUACCGACUCUAGAAAGUAGUGCUGUGGGGUGAUCAUUAUGACGCGAACUUAUAUAAUACUGGGCGGUAUACUACUAUAUACUGACG
Zychaea mexicana is the source of this 1893-nucleotide messenger RNA. RefSeq names its product mitochondrial fission ELM1-domain-containing protein. The record is from RefSeq and is a predicted model, not a curated record. The transcript has 9 exons. Lineage: Eukaryota; Fungi; Mucoromycota; Mucoromycetes; Mucorales; Lichtheimiaceae. The coding region runs from base 466 to 1761 and encodes 431 amino acids.